CUCCGGUGGCUCUGGCGGCUAGGUAGGAGGAGGCACGGGUCCCGGGAUGGCGGGGACCCCUAACGGCGGUGCUGCUCAGUUCACUUGCCCCCCCAACUUUACCGCGACGUCCCCAACCUCAGAGCCCACUCGUUUCUCUUUGGAGGUAUUAACAGACCCAGAUACGGAAGUGUGGCUUAUCCAGGCACCUGUGGACUUCGCCCCAGACUGCCUCAAUGGGCGGCUAGUGCCUCUCUCUGGCUCCCAGAUCGUGAAGGGCAAGUUGGCAGGCAAGCGGCACCGCUACCGGGUCCUCAGAAGCAACAGUGCCCAGGCUGGAGGAGCAAUCCUGCUCGCCCCCUCCGUGGCGGCAGGAGGGGGGCUCGCCUGUGCCCCAGCCCCCCAGGGCAGCUUAAGGAUCUUUGAGGGCUCCCAAGAACCCCCAUCAGGGACCCUGCUGCAGCCUAUUCCAACAAGCCCCCCGCCGCAGAUCCCCCCUGACCUGAGGCCCCGGUUCUGUGCCUUUGGAGGCAGCCUACCAGUAACAGGGCCUGGGUCAGCCUUGGCCCUGAAGUCACCCGCCUCAAAGAAGAGGAAGAAGAAGAGGCAGACACCAGAGGCCCCAGGUCCCCAGGACGCAGUGAAUGGGCUCGGGGCCCCGGCGGUGGACACAGCUUUGGGGUCCCCGGAUGUGGCGAAGAGGAAGAAAAAGCAGAAGCCGCAAGAACUAGAGGCGAUGGAGCCCACGGCUGAGCCGCUGGAACCUCUGGGAGCGCUGUUCCCAUCGCCCACCGCCAGGAAGAGGAAAAAGAAGCCCAGAGAGGCAGACACGGCCGAACCGGAACCGGAGCAGCAGCUGCCGGAGCCAGGAGACAACACGCUGGAGCUGGAACUCACAGUCAGCACGGAGCCUCUGGAAGAGACAGUCCUGUCUCCCCCCGGGAAGAGGAAGAGGCAGAAGGGGACAGAAGGGAGGGAGCCAGGGGAAAGGAUGCUGGUUGAGUCUCAGUUCGAGGCGGAGCCCCAGGAAGAAGCCGCCUCGCUGCCGUCCUCCAAGAAGAAAAGAAAGGAAAAGGGGCCCAAAGUCGUGAUGGAGCCGGGGACUGAUGAGGCUCUGGAGCUCCCUGGGGAAAAGACGGAGCCUGAACGACCACACGAAGUGGAGCUUGAGGCUGAGGCAGCUCUAGCACCCGCCAGGAAGAGGAAGAAGAAAGAAAAAUGGCAACACGUGACUGUGGAGCCGGGGGCAGAGGUGGUGGAGCCUGAGUUGCCCGGUGACCUGGAGCCUCAGGAGGCUCUAGUAUCCACCAAGAAGAAAGAACGGGGGCUCCGAGCAAUGGAGCCGAGGACCGAGAUAAUGGACCCACAGGGUGAGGUGACGGAGCCCGAGCUGCCGGAAGGGGGUGCGCCUGAGGCAGGGGCAGAUCUAGCAUCCACCAAGAAGAAGAAGAAGAAACGGGGUGGGCAAAGUGGGGCGCCAGAGACGGCGCCCUGGGAGGAGACGCCAGGGCUGCCGCCGAGCCUGGAGUCUGAGGAGGUGGCUCCCACAGGCCGGGAGAAGAAGCCAAAGAAGCCGCGGCCGGGUCCUGUGUAGCCGCCUCCGGGGAAACUGGUGACUGUGGUCAAGAAAAGCUGGAAGGGUGCCCGGGGGGCGGGGGGCUCAAGUCGAUUAGCGUCCGACUCUUGACUUUGGCUCAGGUCGUGAUCUCACGU
Molecule: messenger RNA, 1692 nt
Organism: Hyaena hyaena (striped hyena)
Lineage: Eukaryota; Metazoa; Chordata; Mammalia; Carnivora; Hyaenidae
Gene: POLR1G
Product: RNA polymerase I subunit G
Exons: 3
Coding region: 47-1573 (508 amino acids)
Biological process (GO): transcription by RNA polymerase I
Source: RefSeq, a predicted model, not a curated record